AUGCUUCGAAGGGCUUGGAAACCACUGGCUGCCACUACCGUUCUUAUUGGCACACCAAGCUACCUCUACUAUACUUUCACCAAGCAGCAGACAUUCGACCUUGCAGUCAAAGUUCGCGGUGCGGACGGGAUGCCAAUCAUGGCCAACCGCACAUUUUCCCUGUUGUCACAGAACGCUGUUAAAGAUCGUCUGACAGAAAACGCGUCGUCUGACAGCUUUUCCAGACCCGACAGCACAGUGUGGCGAUACGCCACGGCAUCUGUAGCCGCCAAUGACCCCCUGGAAGAUGCACAUGCAGAUGCUAUAAUUGCCCGUGACCCAUCGGACCCAUCUGCACCAGGUGACUGGUUGUUUUUCACCGUUAUGGAUGGUCAUGGUGGCCCCCAUACAUCUCAACUUCUUUCCAAAACCCUCAUAAGCGCCGUGGUUCUGGAAUUAUCCUCCCUGAUUCACUCUUCAGACGUUCCGAAAUCCGGACUUCUGGAAAAUUUAAAGUUGAUAUUCCGCACGUCUUCACCCAAAUCUCGCGAGGACCCUCAAAAUCCAGAGAGAAUCUCCCUUGCCAUACGAAAUGCUUUCACCAAGUUGGAUCAGGAACUCAUCAAUGCGCCCCUUUCGGUUCUCGCCGCAAACUUGGAUACUGAAUCAAUAAAGAAGAACAUUCUUCCCGAUCUUAGCAAACAUCCGCUGGCACUACAGACAAUGCUUCCUGCUGUAUCUGGCAGUUGUGCGCUGAUGGCUGUCUUCGACACCGCCCAUCGGCAUCUAUACGUGGCUUGCUCAGGGGACAGUCGUGCUGUUGCCGGCAUCUGGGAGGAAAAUGAGCAAGGCCAGGGGUUGUGGCGCGUCGAAGUUCUUAGCGAAGACCAGACCGGUCGUAACCCAAGUGAAUUGAAAAGAAUUCAAUCUGAACAUCCCCCUGAUGAGGCGGGUAGUGUGAUACGAGCAGGUCGCGUACUUGGCGGGCUUGAACCCAGUCGCGCAUUCGGAGAUGCCCGGUACAAAUGGCCCCGUGAGGUGCAAGAUGUACUAAACCGUGCCUUCCUUGUGGGCAACGAUCAACCAUUGCGCCCACCCCCUUCGUCAUUCAAGACUCCGCCAUACGUUACUGCUACCCCAGUCGUAACCCACCGUGACUUUGACUUUGGCAGUGUUGCGCGGCCGUCACGCGCACCUGCAUCCCGUUUCGUGGUGCUGGCAACUGACGGGCUGUGGGAUAAGCUUAGCUCAGAGGAUGCCGUAGCCCUCGUCGGCGGACAUCUUAAGGGUCUCAAAGGAGUGGUUUCCAAAACAGCCCUUCCAGAACUCGUACCGACAACGUCAGGGGCACCAACUGUGGAAGGCAAGGACAAGAAACGAAAUAACAGCAGUGGCUCCUGGUCAUUUGAAGAUGAGAACGUCAGCUCACAUCUCAUCCGGAACGCAUUUGGUGGGGGCGACACCGAGAGUUUGAGGAAGUUGAUGAGCAUACCUGCUCCGACCGCCAGGAGCUAUCGAGAUGAUACCACCGUAACUGUUAUCUGGUGGGAAGAUGGACAGGAAGGUAAUGCCAAAACUGUGACAUUCUCUUCUGAUAAUAUAAAAGCAAAGCUGUAG
Suillus bovinus is the source of this 1596-nucleotide messenger RNA. Its product is annotated as phosphatase 2C-like domain-containing protein. Gene Ontology annotation, biological process: protein dephosphorylation. Bases 1 to 1596 code for a protein of 531 amino acids. Gene Ontology annotation, molecular function: protein serine/threonine phosphatase activity. NCBI's taxonomy places the organism in Eukaryota, Fungi, Basidiomycota, Agaricomycetes, Boletales, Suillaceae. The record is from RefSeq and is a predicted model, not a curated record. The transcript has 4 exons.